AUGGCAUAUAUUCUUCGCGGUCUAUUCGGUGUUGGUCAGUCGAACCAGAAAUCUUCCCCGUCUUCUCGACAGUCGAAAACCCAUCAUCGCUCUCAAUCCGACCCCACAAGCUAUAUCUUUGUCUCUCCUCCCAGCAUUCCACCAUUCGCAGGCGGGGCUAUGAAGCACAACAACAGUUACGAAUCAUCAAAGACGACUAGGCCCUCUCCUUUGCGAUAUAGCACGGAUGCGCCUGUAACAAUGCCUCCGCGCUCAUAUUCGCAGCAACAGCAGCACCUACCUCCUCAGACUACAUUCCAUCGAAGCUCGAGCUACAAAUAUGACCCCUAUAUACAAUAUCCCGUUUACACACCACCUCCAGCUCGUGCUAGUAGCGAGUCUCGUACAACCUCGACAACCUCCAUCCAAGCAGCGUCUUCUCAUGGUCACGGUCGCCCUAUUCCUUCGCGGGCGUCCAGUUCCACCAGUGUCAACCCGCCUCCACGGCGUCCGGUGCUUAAACAUAAUCACACAUGGGACGCAGGAUUCAAGCCUGAGGCCCACCACCCCCAGCCUCAUGUCUCUUUCCUGAAUCCGAUGUGUACGAUAUCUCUUCACAUGCAUCCGCUCCUUGCCUCGAGCCGCUUCCAUAAUGCUCCGAUAUCUUAUGACGUGAUGUUCGCGCCUUGCUCACAUUCUGUUGUGGAUCGCAACACGCGGACGGCAGUCCCCGCUCAUACUCUGGCACAACCCGCCACCGAUCCACCGAUUUUUAGGAAGCUGCUGAUGACGUGCGAUAAAUUCCCCUGGCCCGUCGUUGUCUCUCCCUCGUCAAAGGUGGGAAAAUUUUACAUCGGUAGCGCUCCCACGAUGUCCAGUGAGGCGCAGCCAAUCUCAAACCUCGAUUUACUUCAGACGCUAUAUAGAACGUUGUCUAUCCGGGUGACCCAUGGGGAGUGGGACGCGUUAGGCAAUGGUUCUCCUGCGCAGCGCAGCGUCACCAGAGCUUAUGAGAGGCGAUGCCUGAGGAUGGGCGGUGGCUGGGAAGGCGGUGUGAGAAGGAUAGAUUGGCUUGGACACAAAGUUCAGUUGAUUGGUAUCGAAGUGGAUAGAAGCGCCUCUGCAGGCGGCGUUCCGAAGCUCAUCUUCGGAAGGCCUUGA
Messenger RNA from Guyanagaster necrorhizus, 1140 nucleotides. RefSeq lists its product as uncharacterized. The coding region runs from base 1 to 1140 and encodes 379 amino acids. The record is from RefSeq and is a predicted model, not a curated record. The transcript has 3 exons. Lineage: Eukaryota; Fungi; Basidiomycota; Agaricomycetes; Agaricales; Physalacriaceae.